AUGAAAAAUAUCUAUCUAUCUAUCUAUCUAUCUAUCUAUCUAUCUAUGACUGUUGUUUUGUUUCUUUCUAUUUUUUCUUUCUUUCUUUCUUUCUUUCUUUCUUUCUUUCUUUCUUUCACUUUUCUUUUUUUCUAUCUAUCUAUCUAUCUAUCUAUCUAUCUAUCUAUCUAUCUAUCUAUCUCUGUAGUUUUCUUUCUUUUUUCUUUCUUUCUUUCUAUGUUUUUUCUUUCUUUCUUUCACUUUUCUUUUUUCUAUCUAUCUAUCUAUCUAUCUAUCUAUGACUGUCGUUUUCUUUUUUCUUUCUUUCUUUUCUUUCUUUUUAUGUUUUUCUUUCUUUCUUUCUUUCUUUCUUUCUUUUAUUCUUUCUUUCACUUUUCCUUUUUCUAUCUAUCUAUCUAUCUAUCUAUCUAUCUAUCUAUGACUGUCGUUUUCUUUCUUUCUUUUUUCUUUCUUUCUUUCAAUGUUUUUCCUUUCUUUCUUUCACUUUUCUUUUUUUCUUUCUAUCUAUCUAUCUAUCUAUCUAUCUAUCUAUCUAUCUAUCUAUCUAUCUAA
Messenger RNA from Acanthosepion pharaonis, 552 nucleotides. Lineage: Eukaryota; Metazoa; Mollusca; Cephalopoda; Sepiida; Sepiidae. The record is from the annotation of a GenBank genome assembly.